GCGUCUAUGUGACACAGAUUUUAAUGGACAAAAGAACAAGGAAAUGGAAACGCAAGACACAUUUAGCUGGUUUGACCAUAUUUCUGACGAUAUAUUGCUACAUAUUUUAUGUGCUGUUCCAAGGAAUGAUUGGAAGAAUGUCAUUAAAGUAUGCGUUAGAUUCAGGAAUGUAUGUCACGACAAGGAUCUGUUUAGGUAUUCAGAUUUAGCCUGUGCCUAUGGAAUGUCAGAUAGAGAGCUGGAGGACUAUAUCCGUGCUGGCAAUAGAUACAUUGAGAGACUGAAUUUGAACCACUGUUACUGGCUCUCAUCAUCUACACUAUCUGCAUUCAUACCUAGAUGCAAGAAAAUUCAAGAGCUUUUUCUUCUGGAUUGUAAACUCACUUCUAAAGCCCUAACCAAAAUCAUAUGCUCAAUAGAGUGCCUCAAGUCAAUUGUGUUCUCUGUUUAUAACUUAAUAGAAUUUUCAAAUAUAAUCAAUGGAAAUCAGGAGGUCCAGUCCUCUUUGAAGCAUUUAAAACACUUUGGGUUACAUAUACGAGAGGAGUUGAAUGGAAACAAACAGAAUUCAUUACAGUUCCAUCUAAGUCAGCAAACUACUGUGAUAGAAUACUGUCCUGAUCUAGAAUCAUUCUGUGUCAUAGGAACUCCAGGACUAAGUCAGAAGUUAUCAAAAAGGCUGGUUCAUUCACUGAUUGUCAAAAGAGAGCAUUUAAAAAGUUUAAAAACAAUGUCAAUCAACUGUACAAAUGAUGCCACUUCAAGACUUUAUUUUUUCGGAAUUCUAGUCAAAGCAUUUGAUGAGCCAGGUAUUCACUUUACAAACUUAUCAGUGUCAGGAUUGGAUUUAAAACAAGCAGUUAAACGUUCAUACUUUAUUCGUUCUCUCAAAGAGUCAUGCCCGACAUUACAGAAUCUUGAUUUGUCUAAGGUGCUGAUUGACGAGCUAGAGGCGUCCAUUACUAUAGAAGAUGCUCCGUGCUUGAAACACUUGAACCUGGCUGAUAUCAGGUCAGAGAGUCGGUGCCUUGGGCUCCUCAUCAGUGCCAGCAAUUGUUCAAACCUAGUCAGUCUUAAUCUAAAAGGUGCUACAUCUGGCUGCAGGUAUUGGCAAAAGGAAGAGUUGGAGGGCCUUGACCUCGUUUUGAAAAACUGUGUCCAUCUACAACAUCUCAAUAUCUCCGGUGUACAUGUACAUGAAAAUGAGUCGGACAAGACUUUAGUGGAUAUACUUACCCAGCAUGAUAUCUCAGCCUUCAAAAGUCUUGCUCUGUCAGUAUGUUGUUUGGUAAACACAAAAGAAAAAGGGAAGUCCACAAAAGGGUUCAUCAGUAAAGGACUGGGAAAGAGACAGAGGAUUGCUAGACAGCCUCAACCAUCUACAUCUACAUCUGAGGGUCCUGAUAGUAAUGCUCCCACUUCUACAGAGUUAUCCCGCCUUUGCAAAGCUUGUCCAAGAGUUACUUCCCUUGAGCUGAUAAAUACUGGCUUCAAUCAAAGUGUUAUACACUCUAGUCAUAAGUCUGUGUAUGACCCUUGUAAAAUUUCCCAUAUGUUAAGGGAAAAUGACCUUAGUGGAAUAUCUUAUCUAACAAAUCUGCGAUACCUUCAGUUGACAGGGCUACCAGGUAUCUCAAAUGGUAAAUUCUUAAAAGAGAUUGCCACCAAAUGUGUUCAGCUAGACACCCUAUGGCUGGCCUACAUCGGUCUCGGACCUCAGAUUCCUGGGAUUUGGGACUCUCUCAAGUUCUUCAAAAAUUUAUUAGAUCUCAGAAUAGAACAGCCUUGGAUGAAAUUAGAUGACAGUUUUUAUCAGUCAUGUCUGGGCUGUGAACAGCUACAACGCCUUGUCAUCGUGUCCAAGAACUCAAGAUUUGAACCAAAACCAUUAGAAAAUUUCCUUACAAAGGCAACCAAUGUUUAUGUAAUACAGUUAUUUACGGACACCACUUUAAAAGAUUGUGACCGUUAUCAAGCAGUUUUACAAAAGAGGUUUGAGAGUCAGCGACCAGGAUUUCAUGCAGUAUUAGAGCACCUGCACCAUGAGCGAGUGCCAGCCGUGCUUGCAGCCUUGCCUCUAGUCCAUCUAGAUGAGAUCACACAACUGUCUUCCAUAGUCUGCUCAAAACCAUUACUCUCCCUCUGGGGAGAUUGAAAAUAGUGCUCAUCACUAGACACUCCUGUGUAGGAGGCUAAAAAAUGUUUCUGUCAAAAUGAAACUGUUCAUCUCCCACUUGAAUGAUAAUGAAUAUCUUAAGAGAGACAAACUAUUCAGUGACUAUCCUUAGAGACAAACUACUCUUCAACUUUGGAGGUUAGAAUAUUCCUGUAUGAACAGUGUGAAUACUCUCCAUUUUUAAAGGCAGGAAUAUCUGUCUGGAGCAACCAUAUACUCUUCAAAUUUGGCAGCUAAAAUAAUCUAUUUAACCGUGUAGGGAGAUCAUUUACACUCAUUUCUUGAUGAUUUUAAAGGGCAUUUUGUUUGCGUUAAAAACCAAGCUGUAUUGAUAUGAAAGCAUGUUAAACAUUUUUCAAAGGAUUUGUUCCCGGUCAGACUUGAAUGAUAGAUUGCUAGAUAUAUAAUUUCACUACUAGGGACAUGUCCUCAUUUCUGUACUGGUUUACCAUUGUUAAAGAAAACACUUGACUUUUUAGAGUGUAUAACUAAACCAUGUUAUAUUGAACAUUUUUUUUUUUUUUUAAUUUUAGGACUAUAAUGGUCUGACUGUCAACCCAGGGGUCAUGGGUUGGAGCCCUGCUUUGGUCACAACCAUGUUUCUUUAUAUGACACCAACACUGUACUGUCAGGCAUUUUUUUCUUCUAAUUAUCAGGCAUUACAUAUGUAUGCAAAGGUGAGAGUUCAGAAAAUUUAAAUUUCCUGCAUUAUUAGAGAUGUUGCAUUUUUUUUGUGAACAAAAUUUUGCAGAUUUUUUAACUGUUUAGGAAGAAGUUGAUAUUUGAUUAAAGAAGCAUUGGGACAUGUUCCUGCUUUGCAUGAGUCAGCAUGAGUGUUGUUUAUCCCAUGAAAGUUCCAUGGAGAAAUAUAGAAUAUCAACAGGAGUUGUCUGCUCUAGUUAAUGCUGUUUAUGAUAUUUUCAAACCUUGUUGGAUACACACAUGGUAUGCCUAGCAGAUACUGAGAUAGUGUUUGUGUGCAAGGUAAAGCAAAAUCAAGCUACUGUGUACAUCUUAAAUGACAAUCAUUGUAUUUUAUUGUUUCGUUACUUUCUUGUUGUUAUUUUUUUUUUAUUUUAUUUUUUUUUACCCACAGUAAUAUAGCUUAAAAGUGUUAUUGUUAAAUUUAGGAUAUUACAAUUUAAGUUUAGACUUCGUGAAUUCUGUUAUUACUUGACAGAUGACAUAUUUCCAUUUUUCAGAAAUCAGAAAUAUUUAUUUGCUGUGGGAAAACAUUUCUUACAAGCCUGUACCUUCUUACUAAUUAGGUUAAGGGCCACAGCUCUGAUUUCCCUUUUGACCUUUAUUAUUUGUUGAAGGUUUAUUUUGGUUUAUUUUGUAUUGAAAAUACAUCUUCUACAAAAUAAAUUGAAGUUUUAGUAAGGGUUAUUAUGAAAAUGCUUUUGUAAGCUUCAAAACUGCUAUCACCUGUACACAUGUACCUGAUGGAUUAAGAUAGGGUAAUUAAUAUAUCUGUUGUAAAAAAUAAGAUCUUGAAUAUAUUAUUUUUAAUGUUUUAACAGUAGAGCAGUUGCCUUGAAUGUUAUGAUAUUAUUAUUCUUUUCAAUUGAAACAAAUCAUGUUUUGUUGAUGUACAAAUUGUGUUCAUUUAACCCUUAUCCUGCUGAAUAUUUGUAAGGGAUUUGUCCAGCUUUAAAUUAAGAACAACAUGUAUGAAAUAAAAGGAAUUUCAAUAUCAAAUACAAAAAUACAGUUUAGAUAUCAGAAUACAAAAAUGGAGCUAUGGUCAGUUUAUUGUCUGAUCAGAUGUGUAGUCUGACCUGGCUCUUUACUGGUUACAAAGGCCAAUCACUUUCAGUUUUAGAUGGUUAUGGGUUAAGAAAUAUGAAAAAUAGUUUUGAUAUUUUUAGAAUCAUAAAAUGUCCUUAGGCUUGUGACAAAACAUUUAUUAUUUUUUUCAACUUCUUUCAUUUGUUAUAACCAUGAUCAAAACCUGCAUACCUUGAUAUUUCCAUUAGUAUAGAGAAACCAAAUGAUUGUUAAAAGUAAGUGGAUACAUCAUUUUGAAGCAAUACUAUAUUAUAUACAUAGUAUAAAUAAAAGUUACAAAGUUGGGGAAAACAGUUACACAAUGUGGUAAAAAUUCAAUGUGAGUGAGAAGGAGUGGUUAAGAUCAGUGGGAGUGGUUAAGAUCAGUGGAAGUGGUGUGGGAGUGGAAGAUAAGUGAGAGUGGUUUAGGUUAGUAGGAGUGGCUUAGACCAAUGAGAGUGAAGUGGGAGUGGUUUAGACCAGUGAGAGUGGAGUGGGAGUGGCUUUGACCAGUGAGAGUGGAGUGGGAGUGGUUAAGUCUCUGCGAGAGUGAGUAAUGUCAUUGAGAAUGUAAGGUUAGUGGGUAAGGUUGCCGACUUUUGAAGUUUAUAUCUUCAUAGGGAAUAUAACUGUCUGAUGGUUCAACUAAGGUGCACAUGCAUGUUAAUUUUUUCUUGAAUAAGUAAAGCUGAAAAGUCACUUAUGACCUCAACUCGACAAUGCACAUGAGCAUACAUAGCAACAGUAUUUUUUUUGUAAUUUAGCAGUUUUCAUGUAAAAGCUCAACUAAAAUUACGGACAACUUGCAAGAAGACUAACAAAUAUACAAGCUAAGUCUUUCUUCAUUGAAACCAGUUAUAGAAAUUACAUUUGUACAUGUAAUAUGCGUUAUUUUUCAUUUAAUUGCUUGUGAAAUAAAAUUUCCUGACCAAGU
Ruditapes philippinarum (Manila clam) is the source of this 4880-nucleotide messenger RNA. Its product is annotated as F-box/LRR-repeat protein 18-like. Gene Ontology annotation, molecular function: protein binding. The coding region runs from base 44 to 2155 and encodes 703 amino acids. NCBI's taxonomy places the organism in Eukaryota, Metazoa, Mollusca, Bivalvia, Venerida, Veneridae. Gene Ontology annotation, biological process: SCF-dependent proteasomal ubiquitin-dependent protein catabolic process. The record is from RefSeq and is a predicted model, not a curated record. The transcript is spliced from 10 exons.